GUCUAAUCUCCCUAUAGAGCUUAUCCUUCCAUAAGUUUAAAGAUUCUUGUUGGUACAAUUUGCAAAUGGCCUCACGCAUUAAUCUCCUGUCAGUAGUUCUAGCUUUGAUUUUCACUGCUGCAUUGGCGUCAGAUAGCAGCCCUCUUCAAGAUUUCUGUGUUGCAGAUGCAAACAGUGCAGUGCUCGUCAAUGGUUUUGUCUGCAAGGAUCCUAAGACAGUUCAAGCCAAUGAUUUUUCCUUCAGCGGGCUUCAGAUGGCGGGCAACACAUCAAACGCAGUUGGGUCAAACGUGACUGCAGUGACUGUAGCCCAACUUCCAGGACUUAACACUCUUGGCAUCUCUCUUGUUCGUAUUGACUACGCACCAUGGGGUAUCAAUCCUCCCCACACCCACCCUCGUGCAACCGAAAUCUUGACAGUCUUGAAAGGUUGCCUUGAAGUUGGGUUUGUCACUUCAAACCCCGAAAACCGCCUAAUCACAAAGGUGCUAAAGAAGGGUGAUGUGUAUGUAUUCCCAAUUGGCCUCAUCCAUUUCCAAAGAAAUGUUGGUAAGGAAAUGGCCAUUGCCAUUGCAGCUCUAAGCAGUCAAAACCCAGGUGUUAUAACCAUUGCCAACGCUGUGUUUGGGUCGAAUCCAGAUACUCCUAGUGACAUUCUUGCAAAGGCUUUCCGGGUGGAUAAGAAUGUCGUCAAGUUUAUCCAGUCAAAGUUCUAGAGAAGCCGUGAUAAUUUCCCCUGGUGAUUGUAUCUGGGUGUGAAUUGUUAAUUUGUCAUGGCCUUAGUGGCAUGAGUUUGUGUGCA
Messenger RNA from Juglans regia (Persian walnut), 802 nucleotides. RefSeq names its product putative germin-like protein 2-1. The record is from RefSeq and is a predicted model, not a curated record. Gene Ontology annotation, molecular function: manganese ion binding. The coding region runs from base 66 to 716 and encodes 216 amino acids. Gene Ontology annotation, cellular component: cell wall. The transcript has 2 exons. NCBI's taxonomy places the organism in Eukaryota, Viridiplantae, Streptophyta, Magnoliopsida, Fagales, Juglandaceae.